UCCAAAGCGGUCACUCUAGGAAGCCGGGCGUGCGGCUCCGGGCUCGGUGCUCUCUGGCUCCGUGGCUGCCGCGGACCCUCCCCGUAGACAUGCCGUUCGUUGAGCUGGACACGAACUUGCCCGCCAAUCGCGUGCCGGCAGGCCUAGAGAAGCGGCUCUGCGCGGCGGCCGCCGCCAUCCUGAGCAAACCUGAAGACCGCGUGAUCUGUACGCUGAGGCCUGGCCUGACCAUGAUGCUGGGUGGAUCCACAGAGCCUUGUGUCCAACUGAUCGUCUCCUCCAUCGGUGUGGUGGGUACAGCUGAGGAGAACCGCGGCCAUAGUGCCCGCUUCUUUGAGUUCCUCACCAAGGAGCUGGGCCUGGACCAGGACCGGUAUGUAGGAGUAGUGAGAAAGUCUAUUAUGGACCCCUAGCAACCAAAGGUGGCCAUCUGCCACAGGCCUCCUAUGAUAGUUAUCCGCUUUCACCCACUGGAUCCCUGGCAGAUUGGGAAGAAGGGGACAGUCAUGACAUUUUUGUGAUUGGCAACAAGGAUCCAUGGCAUCUGUGAGCUGACUGUCCCUUCCAGAGAGGCCUGAUUCUAGCAGCCCUUCUGUAGACAUAUCUGUGGCUUUACCUCAGUUUUACUCUUCACUAUCCUCACACCAAAUAAAGAAUAUCAUUAUUCAAACAU
Molecule: messenger RNA, 673 nt
Organism: Dipodomys ordii (Ord's kangaroo rat)
Lineage: Eukaryota; Metazoa; Chordata; Mammalia; Rodentia; Heteromyidae
Gene: Ddt
Product: D-dopachrome tautomerase
Exons: 3
Coding region: 90-413 (107 amino acids)
Molecular function (GO): phenylpyruvate tautomerase activity
Source: RefSeq, a predicted model, not a curated record